Guillardia theta CCMP2712 is the source of this 705-nucleotide messenger RNA. RefSeq lists its product as hypothetical. The record is from RefSeq and is a predicted model, not a curated record. The coding region runs from base 1 to 705 and encodes 234 amino acids. The transcript has 6 exons. Lineage: Eukaryota; Cryptophyceae; Pyrenomonadales; Geminigeraceae.
AUGGCUUCGAGAAAUCAUGCGCUGUUCAUUCAUGGUCUGGGAUCCGAUUCCAGCACGUGCUUGCCCUCCCAGAGACUACUGGAUGAAGUAAAUUGGAUCAUUCCGGACCUCGCAGGUCAUGGGAUGAGUUGUAAGCCUCUCGAUUUCGAGCCAUAUACCAUGAAGUCACAGGCAGAUUCCAUUCACCAGAUUUUGUCGGAGCAAGGAGUCAAGAAUGUAUUCAUCAUUGGCCACUCACUGGGUGGGCCUAUUGCUAUCGAACUCUGUGAAAAGAUCAUUCGUGAAAAUCGGGACAUCACUUUAAAUGGUUUGAUAUAUGAAGAGGGCAACAUCAACGAAGAUGAUUGUUUUGGCUCAAAAAAGAUUCUUGAAAAAGGCUGUCCUAAAGUUAGCCCUCAUUCCGACGAAAAAGAAGCGAUGGACUUUGCAAUGUAUGCAAGCUCCAAAGAUUUAGUGGAGAUAUCCUGCUCAGGGGAACUUUUGCCCAGAAUAAAGGCUCUGAAGGAUGGGGGAUUACCAAUGAUGGUGAUGUAUGGGGAGAAGAACUUUGGCAGAUUUUCUUCUGCAACUCUGCUAGAACAGAGCGGAUUCAAGAUCGUGUGGGUUGCGAAAGGCGGGCAUUCCAUGCACAAAGACGAAGGAUCUGGAGCAUUUUGGGCUAAGGUUGAAGAUUUUAUCCUCAGCAAUAUUUCGAGAAAUCAAUGA